Molecule: messenger RNA, 3514 nt
Organism: Schistocerca nitens (vagrant locust)
Lineage: Eukaryota; Metazoa; Arthropoda; Insecta; Orthoptera; Acrididae
Exons: 5
Coding region: 377-2905 (842 amino acids)
Source: RefSeq, a predicted model, not a curated record
UCUGAAGUAGUUACUAUUACGACGUUGUAAUUGUCGUAGAAUUGCUAUUUUACGAAUGUAAAUAUAAAUUCACUUCAUUAUUAACAGCCAAUCCGAUGCACUUCCUUUUUGGUGAAUAUAGUUUAAAGUCUCCUGGUAUGUGUUAAGCCAUCUGUCAAGAUCGUCUUCAGCUGUCAAAACUGUCAAAGUAGCCGUGUUUGUUAUUAUACUGACCAGCUGUGUGUACGACUGAAGUUGAUUGUUGAAGGUAGUCCUCCUGUGGCACUCUGAGCAGUAUUCAUAAUUACUUUUGAGGGGAGUGAGAAAUCUAGGAUUAUUGCUUCAAAAAGUCACUGUCUGCGUGAUAUAAGGGUAUAGUCAUGACAGUAGAAGCUGAAUGGAAAGCACAGAAUGUGGGGAAAUGUUUGCUCCAUUGGCCCCUGACACACAGCACCUGGAGACAGUGAGGGCACUGCAUCAGACAGUUGUUGCCUUACGUGUGGCCCUCGAUAAGUCACGUACAGAAUUGGAAGCACUGCGACUUAAAGUGCGAUCGAGUGCUGUUUACACAGACACAAUUGAAAAACUCUCACUGGAAAACCACAUUUUGCGGCAGCGAAUUUUGGAUGUAAAAAAUGUUCCAGAAACCGUGGGUAAUGUAUUACACCCACGUGAGGAGCAGUCUGCAGUAGAGCUAGCUACUGGACACAUGGAGUCUUCCACAAACAAAAAACUGAAAGAAAGUUCAGAAUUGAUUGUCGAAGGAAAGGAUCUACAAGGUAAAACAGGAAGCUCCGUGGAAGCUGUGCGGGAAAAUAUAGAGGCAAGAGUAACUACUUCAUCUGUGCCAGUUAAAGGUGCUGAAGCUACUACACAAGCUGCACAUAAUCUCCAAACUAUUUCUCCAGCUAUAAAAAAUGCAAAUCAAAUUACAGAGAAUACUGAGAAUAGUGUUGCUGAUAAAGGCAAUAGAGAUGCUGUUAAACUGGAUUCAGAUGAGACGAAGACACAGAAAGGUGAACAAGUGCAAGUCAUCAAGUCACUGUCAGAGAGCAGUGGAGACAAAUCAGCAUGCAGUGAGCAGGAGCAGGUAUCCCCACAGGGUGGCAAGAACGCCGGCGAGUCUGACAACGAGUCUGAAGAGGUGGAUGACAUCGAACUCAUAUUUACGACAGAGGAAACAAAAGAGUUGGGCAUGCUGCAGGAAGACCUCGUAUCAAUAACUGAAGCAGAGAAUUGGCAGCCGGGCAGUGUCUUGGUGAAAUUUUCUGAGGCUGACCAUUUUGAUGAACUACCUGAAGAGGCACAAGAGACAGAUGGUGAGGACAGGGGAUCAAUAGAAGAUGCUAAAGAUGCGUCAAAAGAAUCUAACCUGACGAAAGUAUGGACACAGUCUGUACUAGUGGAAACAGACAUAUCAAAGUGUGGAGUUGUUGAUGAAAUUGAGCAACAGGGACGUGUGUCCAGAAGAAACACUCUACCAAAUCCCCUUAUCCACCAGCCAAUAGUGCGUGACCCACUGCCCGGUAGCCGAGGCCAUGGCACAGUUUUGUUUUCUGCCAGUCCAAGGAGCGCCACUGUAAAAUUUUCACCAGUGGUGAGUAAAAAAAGUGGUUCUGAAUGCAAACAGUCUCCAGUGAGACCCAUUCUUUCAGAAAAGAAUGCCAUAAAAAGAGAGUCUGAAGCACAAACUGAUAUCACUGCAUUACCAUCUCACUGGAAAUCUGAAAGCUACUUAGCACAUAAGGUGGCGCACAACUUUACAACCUUACCAUCAAAAUUCACACUCCCAGUGCAACAACUGCCAAACAAGUAUUCCCUACGACUCUCUGAAAAAACUCGAGAGGCACGAAGAACAUUAUUGUCUGACAUCAACUUCACAAGUAUGGUACCAGAGCUUUCACGCAGUGCAGAUCAUCUUUGCCAGGAUGAAGUUGAAGGAGGUUGCACUGGAGUGGUUGGUCCUGCUCUCUGUAGGAAUUACCCUCAUGCUCAUGCAUAUAUGAAGAAUGUGAAUGGAGGACAUGAUGGGCACACAGGAUCUAGUCUGAUAUCUCCAAGCUAUUCUCAUUUUCGUGAUUAUGGGAAGGAUGCUUGGUCUCCAUCCUGUGACUGUUCACAGAGUGGCCCAAUAAGCUAUGGUAGUUCUCAAAACAGGCUUGGAUGGGACAGUGUACCAGGGAGUACUCGUUAUCGUGGGUCACUGACAUCCAUAACCCAUCAGUCAUCAUACGAAUAUCCUGAAUCCAAAAGGAGGUACUCGUGGAGACCUUCUCCAGAUUCCUAUCACAAAGCAGGUGUGCCGCAGAAGCCGACGUGGGGUUCUGUUCCCUCAUCACCAACACGUUGCCGGUGGGGUCACGUUACUCCAUUUGCACCUUCCUAUGCUACUCCACAGUCUGAAGCAGACUUGUAUACUCCAUCAUAUUGGUCUGCAAAACAGCCCCAAGCAAGAUUGUCAAAAGCAAGAACGAGAAACAGAGUUACUUUCUUUGAUGCUCCAUUGCACCAUCGAGGACACCCUGGCCAGUCACUGCCUGAUCUACGGGCAGACGUGGAACUGGAGAGUGGGGACUCGACAGAUUCUCUUAUUGAUGAAGCAGAAGAAUAUUUGAGGCGAUCAAUUGACUCAAUGUUGACGGGUACAGACUGGAGUAGAACUGUAAAGCGCAGGCAGGUCCGACGUGUAUCAGAGCCCGAUCCAAUAAGAGAGUUCAGACCACCAAAAUCAGCUCAUCCUUUCCUUCCAAAAAUUCCCCGUGAUCUGAAGCUGGAUUACUUUGUGAAAGUGAUUACAAAUGAAGGACGAGUGAUGGUCGGAAGGGUGCGGUAUGUUGGCUCAGUGCCCACAAAGGAUGAACCAUAUGUUGGAGUAGAAUUGCCUCAGGAUGCUGGAAAUUCAGAUGGAUCAUUUGAAGGACGUUGAUUCUUUGAUAGUGAUCCUGACAAAGCAGUAUUUGUACCCUUCAAGAAAGUUGUAAUGGCUUGGAGUAUCUAAACAAAGAGUAAUGUAUCAAUUUACUUAUUGUUGAAGAAGCUAUUUUUGUUGAUUUUUUGUUUGGCAUGAUAGAAGAAGUGAACACACACACACACACACACACACACACACACACACACACUCACUUUACACUGCACACAACCAGCACACAUUUGUAUAUAUACAGAAAACUGCUUACUCUAGACUUGCAACGGCUUGACAUCUUAUAUUAGUUACGAAUGCUGUAUGAACUUGUUUUGAAUACUAGUGUACCGAUGGUAUUAUUUUUUGAAAGAAAGAACGAAAUAGACAUUGUUGAUUCAUUUCACAAAUCAGUUCAUGAUUCUUAAAUUCCUGUUCAUGAUAUCUGGUGCCUGAGUACCGUAAUUUGUGGUAAAUGUCAUGACAUUCCAUGUUAAAUAUUAUGAAUCACAACAUUAUGGCUAGCUUGACGCUGCAGAUAUUUCUGUCUAUAUGCAAAAUUUUACGCACUGCAAUUGUUAGUAAAAUAAAUGCAUACUUUAUGUAUUUCCAUUGCUUGAAGACGUCAAAAGUGAA